ACCUCCUUUCCACUUUCUUCAUCCUCGUCCUCACGAUCUACAUUUUCUCUAUAAUAUUCAAUCAUUAUUCAUCUUUUAUCACUCUCAUCGUGUUUCACUCUCCAAAGCACAAAUUCAUACAUAAAAAUCUCAUCUUUAUCUUUCUUUUUCCCCAACUACUCCCUCAAUCUUCGCUUGUUUGUCCCCCACAAUCAAUCAAACUCAAACCCACAUUAAAAAUCCUAUCUUUUUCUUAAUUAGCUUCGUGGGUGCUCUUAAAUUCGUAUUUUUAGUAGCUAAAUAGUUGUCAAAAAAGUGUUUUACCCAAAUUUAAAACCUGGGUUUUUUGUAUUUUAUAAAAAAGAUUCUUAAUUUGGGUGUUUCUUGAUUUUGUAUAGUGUAUUCACUUGCUGAUUUUGAUGCAGGGUUUUGGGUUUGUUUUGAAAAUCAUCAUCUAGGUUUUUUUUUUUUUUUUAAACCUUAAUUUGAGGAUUAAUUAGGUUUUUUGUAUUUUAAAUAUACAAAAAAAAAAAAAAAAAAGAAUCUUGAUUAGGAUGUUUUUUUGAUUCUGUUUAGUGUUUAUUUAGUUGCUGGUCUUGAGGCAAGUUUUAGGGUGGAUUUAAAAUAUAUCAAAUUUGAUGUUUAAAUAAUGUGUAUGUGAAUCUGACCUGGGUUUUUUGUAUUUUAUAAAAUAAAAAUAAAAAAAGAAAAAGAAUCUUUAUUUGGGUGUUUCUUGAUUCUGUAAAGUGUGUAUUCAGUUGCUGAUUUUGAUGCAAGUUUUCAGGUUGGUUUUUGAAAUUUAUUAAUAACUAGGGUUUAGGUUUUUUGCACACCUUAAUUUGAGGUUUAAAUUAAGUUAUCAAGUUUAUGUGAAUCUGAACUGGGGUUCAGAGCUAAUUUAAGAAAGAAUCAUGGAUCAUGUUGUUGGUGGAAAGUUUAAACUUGGAAGGAAGAUUGGGAGUGGAUCUUUUGGUGAACUUUAUUUGGGUGUUAAUAUUCAGAGUGGUGAAGAAGUUGCUAUUAAGCUGGAAUCUAUCAAAACAAAGCAUCCGCAACUUCAUUAUGAAUCAAAAGUAUAUAUGCUUCUCCAAGGAGGAACCGGAAUACCAAACCUUAAGUGGUAUGGAGCCGAGGGAGAGUAUAAUAUCAUGGUUAUCGACCUUCUUGGACCGAGCCUUGAAGACCUUUUCAAUUAUUGUAAUAGAAAGUUUAGCUUGAAGACGGUGUUAAUGCUUGCAGAUCAACUAAUUAACAGAGUCGAAUACAUGCAUGCCAGGGGGUUUCUUCAUCGUGACAUAAAGCCCGAUAAUUUUUUAAUGGGCCUGGGCCGCAAAGCUAAUCAGGUGUACGCCAUUGAUUUUGGUCUCGCGAAAAAAUAUAGAGAUCUUCAAACUCAUAAACACAUACCAUACAGGGAAAACAAGAAUCUCACCGGCACGGCUCGUUACGCGAGUGUCAACACGCACCUUGGUGUUGAACAAAGUAGACGCGAUGAUCUCGAGUCUCUCGGUUAUGUUCUUAUGUAUUUCCUUAGAGGAAGCCUUCCGUGGCAGGGACUAAGAGCGGGAAACAAGAAACAAAAGUACGAUAAAAUAAGCGAAAAAAAGAUGCUGACUCCAAUAGAGGUGUUAUGUAAAUCAUACCCAUCGGAGUUCAUAUCAUACUUUCACUACUGUCGAUCACUGAGAUUCGAGGAUAAACCCGACUAUUCAUAUUUAAAGAGGCUUUUCCGAGACUUAUUUAUUCGUGAAGGCUAUCAAUUUGACUAUGUAUUCGAUUGGACCAUGUUAAAGUACCCUCAAAUUGGCGCCACCUCUAGAGGACGACUUCAAGGUGGAAACACGGGUAUAAAUGCUGGAACAUCAGCCGAAAAGCCAACAAGAACCUCAGCGGGACAAGAUAUCCGCGAUAGAAUCUCAGGCGCAGUAGAAGCGUUUUCUAGAAGAAAUUUGACAGGUGGCGCCCGACAAAGUUCACGAAACAAGAUCUCCGAUGAUGUACCAUCAUCAAAAGAUGUGCUGCCUAAUUCUGAGAGAAUCCGGUCCUCUCGAGACGGGGAUUCUUCGAAACGGGGUGCCACCGCUGGCAGCAGACCCGGCUCCUCAGUGGAACCAACAGAAGCCCGAUUAGCUCGUCAUGUGUCGUCCAGUGGGGCCCGCAUAUCAACUACUCAUAGAGUCCAACCACAACCGAGCUACGACACCAAACCGUUGGGAUUUUCACGUACUACGAAAGGUGGCCACGAAGACCAGCUUCGCAGCUUCGAGUUCCUGUCGAUUAGGAAGUGAAAAAAAUGACCAUUUUAUCCAAGUAAUUUUAGCUCUUGCUAAAAUGGAGAAACAUGUUUUCUUAUUGUAUUUGGUUGUCGUUUCUGGCUGCCCGAACCCGAAUUAUAAGUUUCGUGUUACGUCAGUCAUGACCCGUUGGGACAUGACGAAUAAGCUGUGAAACCCAUUGUAAAUUGCAUUUCCGGUUUUGCGCUUUGUAGCAAAAGGUUUAAGAUCAAAUCUGAAAAGAUGGUUUGUGUCCUUUAUGUUGUGUUUUGUAUUAACAAGAAUCAUAUGAAAGAAAUUUUUGUAAUAUUGUCGGGUUUUGAUCUA
Helianthus annuus (common sunflower) is the source of this 2579-nucleotide messenger RNA. RefSeq names its product casein kinase 1-like protein 10. Gene Ontology annotation, molecular function: ATP binding; protein serine/threonine kinase activity. Gene Ontology annotation, biological process: peptidyl-serine phosphorylation; signal transduction; endocytosis. NCBI's taxonomy places the organism in Eukaryota, Viridiplantae, Streptophyta, Magnoliopsida, Asterales, Asteraceae. The record is from RefSeq and is a predicted model, not a curated record. The transcript has 13 exons. The coding region runs from base 891 to 2267 and encodes 458 amino acids. Gene Ontology annotation, cellular component: cytoplasm; nucleus.